This is a messenger RNA of Agrilus planipennis (emerald ash borer), 1683 nucleotides long. RefSeq names its product histone-lysine N-methyltransferase Su(var)3-9-like. NCBI's taxonomy places the organism in Eukaryota, Metazoa, Arthropoda, Insecta, Coleoptera, Buprestidae. The transcript is spliced from 3 exons. Gene Ontology annotation, cellular component: nucleus. Bases 58 to 1683 code for a protein of 541 amino acids. The record is from RefSeq and is a predicted model, not a curated record. Gene Ontology annotation, molecular function: zinc ion binding; histone H3K9 methyltransferase activity; protein binding.
AUUUGCUUCGUCUGGUUACUUUACGUUAAAGUGGUCUUUAUUAAACAGCAUUGAAUCAUGGCAUCAUCCGAAGGAAUUGGUGUUACAACCGGUCAACCAAAUUUACACAAACAGGACCUAUCUAAACUUGAUGUAACAAAACUUACAGCACUAUCGCCGGAAGUUAUUAGUAGACAAGCUACAAUAAAUAUCGGAACAAUUGGUCAUGUAGCUCAUGGGAAAUCAACUGUGGUUAAAGCUAUAUCCGGUGUUCAAACAGUUAGAUUUAAAAAUGAAUUGGAACGUAACAUUACUAUAAAAUUAGAAAAACUGCAAUUUGAUGUGAACGGGAAGCCAAUAAUACCAGAAGGGAUUCUGAAGAGGAAGAUUAAUGAAAAGGACAAAACAAUUCCUUCAAAGAAGAACCACUUUACUGAACCAAAAACAAAAGUGAAAGUUAAAAGGAAACAUCAAGCAAUUGAUCAAGAGAUUUACUCAAAAGAGUAUAUAGUGGAACAAAUAUUAGCUCAUAAAUAUGAAAAUGGGACUCACAUGUUUCUUGUCAAAUGGAAAGGGUGGUCUGAGAAGAACAACACCUGGGAGCCAUUACAUCAUCUGGAACGCUGUCCAUCAGUUCUGGGAAAUUUUAUCACAGAUAUGCUGGGUAAUCAAGCAUUGAAGAGCUUAUGUAAAAUGCUUAAGGUGUCCAAUAAUUUUCCCGAAAAAAUCCUUGAAAGCCUUAUUCCAUCGGAAGGAUUUUCUGCCCUACCAAAAAAACUUAGCAUUCAAAGAGAGCUUUUGACAGUGCUAUCUGCUUGUCCAAAAGAAAAACAUACAAAAAAACUGAAAAGAGGCAAGGAAGCACUUCUAAUUUAUUUUUUGCAUUUGAAACGUGAAAUACAGCUCAACCGUCUGGCGAUUUGGGAACAAGAAAUGAACAAAGUGGCUUGUGAGAAUGCAGUUAUUAAGGUAGAAAAUAACGUAGACCUGGAAGGCCCCCCCAUAGACUUCGUUUACAUCAAUAACUAUCGGCCCACCGACGGUAUCGUAAUCCCCGAUAAUCCUCCUAUCGGUUGUGGAUGUUCGAAAUGUUCAAAUAAAGAGAAACAUUGUUGCGGAAUGUUUCAGCAACAAACGUACCGUUUCCCUUACAAUUCCAAAGGAAGAAUCAAUCUUCCAAAAGGUACGCCCAUAUAUGAGUGCAACAAAAGUUGCAAAUGCGGUCAUGAUUGUCGCAACAGAGUGGUACAAAGAGGGCGUAACGUUCCUCUAUGUAUUUAUCGUACAAGCAACGGUUGUGGCUGGGGCGUUAAAUGUCUACGAAGAAUAUACACUGGCGAGUAUGUAUGUGAGUAUGUUGGUGAAAUAAUUAGUCAUGAGGAAGCCGAGAGGCGCGGUGCUCUGUACGAUUCGCAAGGACGCACCUAUCUUUUCGAUUUGGAUUUUAAUUCAAACGAUAACCCGUACACUGUGGAUGCUGCACGUUUUGGUAACGUUUCCCAUUUUAUAAAUCAUUCCUGCGAUCCUAAUUUGUCAGUGUGGGCAGUCUGGGUCAAUUGUCUCGACCCAAACAUUCCGAAGUUAGCUCUUUUCGCGACUAGAGAAAUANUUAUAUUAUUUAUUAGUAAUAGUUAUACUACUUUUCAAUUGCAUUAUUAUGAUCACAUUAUUAUCUAUGAUUCACCAAUGGCGCACGCGCAUUAG